This is a messenger RNA of Ipomoea nil (Japanese morning glory), 2297 nucleotides long. Its product is annotated as phosphoacetylglucosamine mutase. Gene Ontology annotation, molecular function: phosphoacetylglucosamine mutase activity. Bases 291 to 1961 code for a protein of 556 amino acids. Gene Ontology annotation, biological process: UDP-N-acetylglucosamine biosynthetic process; carbohydrate metabolic process. The transcript has 10 exons. NCBI's taxonomy places the organism in Eukaryota, Viridiplantae, Streptophyta, Magnoliopsida, Solanales, Convolvulaceae. The record is from RefSeq and is a predicted model, not a curated record.
UGGUCUCUGGUCAGUCGGUCGCUCCCUCACUCCCUCCGCCAUCGCUCCUCAGUCCUCACAUCCUCACAUCCUCAGAUAGACCUCACUUCAUCGACUUAGCUGUCCCAGCUGCGACCGUACGGUACGGGACUCAGGCACUCAGCGGCUCUGCGGACCUCACCUCAGCCUCGCCCUUCAGCCAGUCAGCCCUCUACGGCUUUGCUUCAUUGAGUCACUGUAACUCCGAGGCUCAAAAACUUGAGAAUAAAAACCAAAGAAGCUCUCUCUCCGUUUGAAGAGUCAGACUGGUAAUGGAUGAGCAACAGAGCUCACUUCUCCUUGAAUCCGCAGCUUGUUUUCCACCUCCCAAAGGAGUAAAACUAUCAUAUGGAACAUCAGGGUUCAGAGCUGAUUCGUCAGUACUUGAAUCAAUGGUCUUCCGGGUGGGGAUACUGGCUGCACUGAGGUCGCUCAAGACUGGGUCAGUGAUUGGCCUAAUGAUCACUGCGUCUCACAACAAGGUCUCUGAUAAUGGAGUCAAAGUGGCUGACCCAAGCGGUGGAAUGUUGACUCAAGAAUGGGAGCCCUUUGCCAACCAGCUUGCUAAUGCCCCAAAUCCUAGUUCACUUCUUGAGUUUAUAGUUGAUUUUGUGAAGAAGGAAAACAUUACGCUUAAUGGAAAACAGGAAGCAGUGGUAUUACUGGGGAGAGACACGAGGCCCAGUGGAGAGCGUCUCCUUGAGGCUGCAAAGCAAGGAGUUGCAUCAAUUGUGGGAGCCAUUGCCAAAGAUGUAGGAGUGGUGACAACCCCACAACUCCAUUGGAUGGUCCGUGCCAAAAACAAAGGCUUGGAAGCAUCUGAAUGUAGUUACUUUGAUCAACUUGCGAGCUCUUUCAGGUGUUUGAUGGAUUUGACACCCCAAAGAGAUCAGAGUAAUUUUGGGAAUGACAAAGUGAUUGUGGACGGCGCAGAUGGUGUAGGUGGAGAGAAGCUUGAAGAACUGAAGAAAUUGUUGUCUGAGAUCUGCAUUGAAGUUCGUAACCAUGGUGAUGGCGUUCUUAAUGAUGGGGUUGGCGCUGAUUUUGUGCAAAAAGACAAGAUUGUCCCACGCGGUUUUGAUCAUGAAGAUGUUGGGCUUCGGUGUGCUAGUCUGGAUGGCGAUGCUGAUAGGCUUGUUUAUUUUUCAGUAAAGUCAAAUGACAACAAAACAAUUGACCUUGUUGAUGGGGACAAAAUAUUAUCCCUGUUUGCUUUAUUUAUCAAGGAGCAAUUAAGUAUUUUGAACAAGAGAAUAGAUGGAGAAGGAAAUGAGUCUUGUCAACCACAGCUUGGUGUUGUUCAGACAGCAUAUGCAAAUGGGGCAUCUACUGAUUACCUAAAGUUGAUGGGCCUAGAUGUUGUGCUUACACCAACUGGGGUGAAAUACUUGCAUGAGAAAGCUGCAGAGUUUGAUAUUGGUAUUUAUUUUGAGGCAAAUGGGCAUGGAACCAUCUUGUUUUCAGAAGCAUUCUUACACUGGUUGGAGAGUAGAAAUAGUGCAUAUUUAUCGACAUCUGAAGGUUCAGAAGAACAGAGGGCUGCUUUGAGACUUUUGGCUGUUAGUAAGUUGAUUAAUCAAGCUGUAGGGGAUGCUUUAAGUGGUUUGCUUUUGGUGGAGGCUAUCCUACACCAUAUGGGAUGGUCCAUCUACAAAUGGAAUGAGCUUUAUAACGAUCUGCCUAGCCGACAACUUAAGGUCAAAGUAGUUGACAGAACUGCAAUUGUCACUUCAAAUGCUGAGACAGUGGUUGUUACACCUACCGGUAUUCAGGAAGCAAUAAAUAUUGAAACUGAAAAAUACCCUCGAGGAAGAUGUUUUGUUAGGCCAUCUGGAACAGAAGACGUCGUGAGAGUAUAUGCUGAAGCAACCACUCAGGAAGGAGCAGACGCCCUGGCCAAUUCGGUGGCCAGACUUGUGGAACACCAUCUUGGAUCCAAAUGAAUUUGUCUUGCACUCUUGGUUUUAGGUAAUUUGGAUUUCAUAAACUUAUAUUAUAUUAUGGCAGUAACAUUGGUACUGAAGUGAAUACAACAUCUUUGAUAACAAAUUGUUGCCUCAAUCAGAAGAGAUGUGUCAAGCUUGAUAGUGUUUAAGCUUGAUUCUUGUUUAUUCAAAUAAUAGACUUAGUUGAUCACAUGUUGUCAUUUGUCAUUAUCAUUUUAAAAGAAUGAAUAAAUGUUAUGCAUUGUAAGGGUUUAUAAAGCUGGGAGUGUGCUUAGCUUUUGCCUUUAAGGGCAGAAAAAGAGCAGAUUUCUACAAAAAUUCAAUUUUAGAGUC